Messenger RNA from Panicum hallii, 944 nucleotides. RefSeq names its product basic transcription factor 3-like. The record is from RefSeq and is a predicted model, not a curated record. Gene Ontology annotation, cellular component: nascent polypeptide-associated complex; cytosol. Bases 156 to 632 code for a protein of 158 amino acids. The transcript has 6 exons. Lineage: Eukaryota; Viridiplantae; Streptophyta; Magnoliopsida; Poales; Poaceae.
CUUUCGUGGAAAACUGGAAACCCUAUAAUCGUCCUCCCCCAAAACCUGCGCCCAUCUUGCGCCGCCGCCGCCGCCUCCUCCAAUCCGUUCCGCUCCUCCGUCCCCCUCCCUGCUCACGCGUCCUCACCGGCCCCGCGCCGCCCUCCACCGCCAAGAUGAACAAGGAGAGGCUCAUGAAGAUGGCCGGCGCCGUCCGCACCGGCGGGAAGGGCACCGUGCGCAGGAAGAAGAAGGCUGUCCACAAGACGGCCACCACGGACGACAAGAGGCUGCAGAGCACGCUCAAGAGAGUAGGGGUCAAUACCAUUCCUGCAAUCGAGGAGGUCAACAUCUUCAAGGACGACCUCGUCAUCCAGUUCUUGAAUCCCAAAGUGCAAGCUUCCAUCGCUGCAAACACAUGGGUGGUCAGUGGAUCCCCACAGACGAAAAAGCUACAAGAUGUUCUGCCUGGGAUCAUUAACCAGUUGGGCCCUGACAACAUGGAGCACCUGAAGAGGAUUGCUGAAGAGAUGCAGAAGCAGGUGGCUGCUGCUGGUGCCGCAGCACAGGCCAAGGAAGAUAAUGAUGAUGAUGUUCCAGAGCUUGUUCCUGGAGAGACUUUUGAGGAAGUAGCUCAGGAGGCAAAAGCCUGAUCAUAGACUCCAAAUAGUGAAAUGUUACUUGACCGCUUCUAUGAGGUCAUGGUUUUCUUGUGAUGGCACUCUUUUGCUCCCCCCACUUAGGCCAGCCGCUCUUUGUAUUCGCAGUCAGAAACUUUUAGUUUCUCCGAGCUUUUACCUAAAGUUAUGCAUGUUGAGAUGCCAUGGAAUCCAUUUUGCUCGUUUUGAUGAUUACAUUUGUGGUUGGUUCACAACAUACACUGGCACCACUGCAGCUGAUGUUACUGGAUCACCACUUUAUAAUGUUUGUGUGGUCUAUAUGGUGGGGUAAACCCUCUGCAGUUA